AUGGAGCUGCGGUGUCCGAUCUGCGAGCAAGAAUGCGGGUCUCUCUCAGAACUCAACAGCCACAUCGACACGGCACACGCCACGCCCAAAACGCCGCCGAAACGCACCAUGAAGGUGGACUUGCACGAGAACAGCGCGUCUUUUGGGCUCCGGCCCGACCUGGACGGCGCAGGCGACGGCGACACCGCCGACGACCGUUUGGGCCGCGCGCACUGGAAGCCGCCCAACAAGGGCGCGCGCUGCGCCCAGUGUGCGCGCGCGCUCAGUGUCAAGAGCGGCAUCGUCAACUGCCGGCGGUGCGACGACCUUUUCUGCAACGAGCACCUGCGGCGGCGCGUGCGGCUCGCGCGGGCGACCAACGGGAGCCCGACAAACGGGACCACGACCAACGGGAGCGGGCGGGGCGGGCGCAGCCCGAGCCCAAGAAAGUCCUUCUCUUCAUCCUGGCCCGUCUACGACUCGCGCGGCGUGUGGGCGCGGUGCUGCGAGGCGUGCUUCCAAGGGCGGCCCGGCGCCGCGCCACAGGCGUUUGUGCGCGACGUCUCGGGCGACUUUCUCGCGCGCCGCCGCGCGGCCGCCGAAACCCGCGCGCUCGAAAAGUCCGCCCUCCAGCGCCGCUUCAUCAAACUCGUCGACACGCUCACAGACAAGAAACCGCCGCCACACCAUGCCUUGCCUGACUUGCCCGACUUGCCCGACUGGCAGGCCGACGCCAGCGCGCUGCACUGCCCGCUCUGCCACGUGCGCUUCUCCUUGUUCGUCCGCCGCCACCACUGCCGUCUCUGCGGGCGCGUGGUGAGCGGCGCCGCCUACACGCGCGAGCCGGCGCCCGCGUGCUCGCUCGAAGUGCCCGUCGGGGUGUUUUUGGAGCGCCUUCCGGCGUUGAACUACGCGCCGCAUGUGCGCACGCAGUGGCAGGCGCUCCAGUCGCUGCCGCUUGCGUUCCGGUGCUGCCGCGUGUGCAAGGACUUGCUAGUGCCCAAGGCGCCGCCGGCGGACCAGGACGAGGCGCUUGCCGCGGCGUGCGACGAGCUUGUUGCGCUCAAACGCAGCGUCGAGCGCGACUUGGCGGCGCUGGAGGGUCUGGCGAAGCCUGACUUCCCGGCGGCGCUCGGCGCUCGCACUCGCCUCGUGCGCCAUGUGAAAGACCUCGAGCUCGCCACGGCCAAGUUCCGCCUGCGGUUUUUCCGUGCGGAGAACGGCCGCUUGGUGGCCACGCAGAGCCCCGUCGUGGUCAACAACAUCUACCGCAUGGCCGUGGCGUUCUUGCAAGAGGCGUUGGUGCAGUUGAAGGCGACCGAGGAAAGCGGAAGCGGCCGUGAAAGUGGAAGCAAAAGUGGAAGCAAAAGCGGAAGCAAAAGCGGAAGCAAAAGCGGAAGCAAAAGCGAAUCCAGCGACCCGCCCCGUCUCACGCUUCGCCAGAUCAGAGAGCUUCGUGAGGCGCUCAUGGUCACGAGCGAGCAGCGCUUCUUGGUGCAGAAACAGGUCGAGGAGGCCACGCGCCAGCGGCAUUUCGACGAGCUUGCGCCGCUAGCGGAAAGCAUCCGGGACUUGGACGCACGCAUAGAGCAGUUGGAGACGGAGCUAGGCGAGCAUGCGUUUGCCUAA
Messenger RNA from Clavispora lusitaniae ATCC 42720, 1608 nucleotides. RefSeq names its product Pep7p (gene PEP7). Lineage: Eukaryota; Fungi; Ascomycota; Pichiomycetes; Serinales; Metschnikowiaceae. Gene Ontology annotation, molecular function: metal ion binding. The record is from RefSeq and is a predicted model, not a curated record.